CUUUAUUUAUAUAAUUGUGCAUUAUUAUAAUUGUGCAAUAUGGCUUCUAAAGUGCUUUAUCUUAAUGGGUUUGAUGAGUUAAACAAUUUGAUUGGAUAUCUUAAAAUUGAUCGUAAUCAUUGUAAAAUUGAAAGAAAGAAAAAAAAUAACGAGGAUGGGCCUGUUAUAGUUGAUAGCAAUCAUGCUUUAUUAGGACUUAUUACCGUUGUAAAGUCAUUGGCAGGUCAAUCUAAGCAGUGCUUAUUAGGUGAAGAUGAACUAACACAAGCUGAAGUUGACCAAUGGUUAUAUUUUUGUCAAUUUAAUUUAGCAUCUGCCGAUAGCUUUCAAUUAAGAAAUGCAUUAAAAGAUUUAAACAAACAUCUUGAAAGUCGCGCUUACAUAGCUGGCUAUAAGUUAACUUUAGCAGACAUUUUCUUGUACAUUUACAUCCAUAAAGAAUAUAAAAGCGUAUCUUUUGCUGAAAAAGAAAAUUUCAUGAACGUAUCACGCUGGUUUAACCAGGUUCAGCACAUUCCUCAUUUACAGCAGAAGCUGCAGAAUGUUUUGUUCCAUCGUACCAAGCUUUAUUAGCAUUGUUGUUGUUCAUGUAAAUUGUAUGUAACAAGUUUGUGAAAAUUAUGAAUUAAAAAGAUUGAUUAAGCAAA
Messenger RNA from Hydra vulgaris (swiftwater hydra), 647 nucleotides. RefSeq names its product eukaryotic translation elongation factor 1 epsilon-1. The record is from RefSeq and is a predicted model, not a curated record. Gene Ontology annotation, biological process: positive regulation of DNA damage response, signal transduction by p53 class mediator. Gene Ontology annotation, cellular component: cytoplasm; aminoacyl-tRNA synthetase multienzyme complex; nucleus. NCBI's taxonomy places the organism in Eukaryota, Metazoa, Cnidaria, Hydrozoa, Anthoathecata, Hydridae.